Atta colombica is the source of this 2443-nucleotide messenger RNA. RefSeq names its product pyruvate kinase-like. The transcript is spliced from 8 exons. Bases 373 to 1935 code for a protein of 520 amino acids. Gene Ontology annotation, biological process: glycolytic process. Gene Ontology annotation, cellular component: cytoplasm. The record is from RefSeq and is a predicted model, not a curated record. Lineage: Eukaryota; Metazoa; Arthropoda; Insecta; Hymenoptera; Formicidae. Gene Ontology annotation, molecular function: potassium ion binding; magnesium ion binding; pyruvate kinase activity.
UAAUCGCGGACGCAUGCCUGCGAGAGCCAUUACCAACAAGAAGUACAUCACUGCUAGGGAGUGGUGACCUUCUACGUCCUUAAAACGUCUGUUUAUCACGAAUUGCUAGUUUGAGUGUUCAUAGUCAGUUGUAUCAUCGCUUCUCAAUUUUUGUUCACAAAUCAUAUCCAUUUCUUGUUUCUGUUUAUCUACGAGGCACGAGAUAAAGCCAGUAGGUCAGCCCGCCAUGUCUAUCCAGUCGCGGAGGAUACAAUGGCCCCGAUGGUUCGAUUGGCGUUGCGCGUCCAAGAGGCGGGACUGCCAUUCCUCCAUAAUGUAAUUCCUCGCUGCUUUCUCCAUCAUUCGUGACCCGCCAAGCGACGCUGUCAUACGAUGGCUGACAAGCCAAAUACCCUGGCAUUAUACUCUCAAAGUCAAUUAGAUCAUAUGUGCGCUCUGGAUAUCAACAGUCAAGUAUCUUUUGUCCGUUUAUCUGGUAUCAUUUGCACAAUUGGUCCUGUAUCCAGAUCUGUGGAGAUUUUAGAAAAAAUGAUUGAGACGGGAAUGAAUAUUGCUCGAUUAAACUUUUCUCAUGGGUCUCAUGAAUAUCAUGCUGAGACUAUCGCUAAUGUUCGCCAGGCGCAAAAGAAUUUAACUGCCCGUGCUGGUAUCAAUAUUCCUGUUGCUAUUGCUCUUGAUACAAAGGGUCCUGAAAUCCGUACCGGUCUUUUAGAAGGCGGUGGCUCGGCUGAAGUUGAGUUAAUUAAAGGCCAGACUUUUAAACUAUCCACUGACAAGGCAUAUAUAGAGAAAGGAAAUGCUCAAGUUGUGUAUGUUGAUUACGAAAAUAUCUCAAAGGUAUUAAAGACGGGCAAUCGCGUAUUCGUGGACGAUGGUUUGAUUUCUCUCAUUGUUUCCGCUAUCAGCCCUAAUUUAAUCUCUACGACUGUUGAAAAUGGUGGUAUAUUGGGUUCGCGCAAAGGUGUGAAUUUGCCAGGAGUGCCAGUGGAUCUUCCAGCAGUAUCGGAAAAAGAUAAAUCCGAUCUUCAGUUUGGUGUUGAACACGAAGUCGAUAUGAUAUUCGCCUCCUUUAUUAGAAAUGCUGCUGCAUUAACUGAGAUUCGUGAUAUUCUCGGUGAAAAGGGUAAAAACAUCAAAAUUAUAUCGAAGAUCGAAAAUCAACAGGGUAUGACGUAUCUUGAUGAGAUUAUCGAUGCAUCUGAUGGUAUCAUGGUAGCACGUGGUGAUUUGGGAAUAGAAAUACCACCGCAGAAGGUAUUCCUGGCACAGAAGUCUAUGAUCAGCAGAUGCAACAAAGUUGGCAAACCAGUAAUUUGUGCUACGCAAAUGUUGGAGUCUAUGAUAAAAAAACCACGUGCUACGAGAGCCGAAACUUCAGAUGUUGCUAAUGCCAUUCUCGAUGGUGCUGAUUGUGUUAUGUUGUCAGGUGAAACAGCAAAAGGAGAUUAUCCUUUGGAAUGUGUUCGCACAAUGGCUAAUAUUUGUAAGGAAGCAGAAGCUGCGAUUUGGCAGACACAAAUCUUUCAUGAUCUGUCAAGCAAAGCUCUGCCGCCUAUAGAUGCCACGCAUGCAGUUGCCAUUGCCUCUGUAGAAGCAUCCGUCAAAUGUUUGGCUAGUGCUAUCAUUGUUAUUACAACAUCUGGUCGAUCCGCACAUCUAAUUGCGAAAUAUAGACCUCGUUGUCCUAUUAUUGCAGUUACCAGAUUUCAUCAAGUUGCUCGACAAGCGCAUUUAUACCGUGGAAUAUUGCCCUUGUUCUAUGAAGAAGUACCAUUGGUCGAUUGGGUGAAGGAUGUGGAUGUACGUGUACAAUAUGGAUUAAAUUUUGGUAAAAGUCGUGGUUUUAUCAAAAUUGGUGAUUCCGUAAUAGUUGUGACAGGAUGGCGACAAGGCUCGGGCUUUACGAAUACACUUCGUGUGGUGACUGUUGAUUAAACUACACAUUAUACUGGAAAGUUCUAAGAAGUAUAGUCUUCGUGGAUGUAGAUGUAAUACAAAAAUUUAUUGAGUAAUACUUGAACAUGUAUGUAAUUGUAUAUGAUUCCUUUACAAAUUCUAUUAAAUGCAGUUAUAUGACAAUAAUCUUAAUAGUAAAAUAUUUUAUUGUUGGAAUAUAUAAAUUCAAUGUAGAAAUAAAAGUUUGAUGGUUCGGAGAGAAAAAAAGGUAAUUUUAUCAUAAAUUUUUUAAAAGUGAUCUUUUUAAGAUCUUUAAGAUUAAUUUGAUUUUUUUUUAUAGGAAUAGAUAGUUUUUAUUUAAACAUUCGAAAAGAAUAUUUUAUAUAAAAAUUAUGUAAAAUAUAUGAUUUAAAUUGCAUGAUUUAGGAAAUAUUUAACAAAUAUUAUUCUCAGAAAAUAUUAUUAAUAUUGUGUUGUUUGGGCUUCAAAUAAAGAUAUAUUAUAUAGAUUAUAUAAAGAUAGAAAAUAAAGAUUAUAUAAAGAUAAA